This is a messenger RNA of Scaptodrosophila lebanonensis, 1386 nucleotides long. RefSeq names its product sarcoplasmic reticulum histidine-rich calcium-binding protein-like. The coding region runs from base 146 to 1138 and encodes 330 amino acids. NCBI's taxonomy places the organism in Eukaryota, Metazoa, Arthropoda, Insecta, Diptera, Drosophilidae. The transcript has 2 exons. The record is from RefSeq and is a predicted model, not a curated record.
AAACGUAACACAAAAAUAUAUAUACAAAUAUAUUGUAAAUUUUUCAAUAAGUUUCUCGUAUUUUGGAACUUUCCGUUUAGUGUGCUAAGCUCGUGUUUUGAGGACUUGCAGAUUCGCCUUAGUACACUUGUCCGCGCGUUGCAAAAUGGCAAAUCACCACCACAUCAAUCACUUGGCUACCGCCAUUGGUCCAUUGGAGUUUCAUGCGUACGAGAAGGGGGAGCUACUCGAUCUGCUGCUGCUUGUAGCCCGUGAAUUGCAGUUGGGAAAACAGACUUCGAAGAACGUGCCUAUUGGGCUCUUGCAUCAGGAGUUGCGUAUAUAUGGACCGCUAAUGGAGGAGCACUAUGCCGUUCAAAUGGAUUACGCAUUUAGUUAUCUACAGGAGGCAUUGGAUGGUGGACGACUGAAUAGCGCGCUGACGCAAAAAUUGUUUAAUCUCAUACGUCAUCGUGAGGUUGGUUGGGAGUCAGAUGCCCACGAAAUUGGAAUUAUUAAAUGUAAAGUGGAGAGUAUAGGAGCAGAUAAUCAUCAUAUUCACCAUCCGGGUUCUCACGGGGUCAGUCUUUUGCAAACGCCAGAUAAUGCGUUCAGUGACGAUGUGCCGAACGAGGAAGUGAUGGGCGAACAUGUUCAUCAUAAUCAUAAUCAUCAUCAUCAUCAUCAUCAUCUGAUCGAGGAAGAGUUUCCAGUCGAGUGCCCUCCAAUCUCUGAUGACGAAAAGAUACGACUCCUGGAGGAGCAGACUGCUUGGCGUGAAGAAUUGGAGCAGUGGGAGCAGCAUAACAACGACGAAGAAGUUGAUGACGAGGAUCUGGAGGUAGAAGAGAAUGAGCAGGCUGUUGAGCAAGACGAUGAUGAGCAAGAUGAUGAUGACUCAGAUGGUGAUGAGCCAGAUUAUGACGAGCCAGAUGAAGAUGAUGAGCCAGAUUAUGAUGAGCCAGAUUAUGACGAGCAAGAUUAUGACGAACCAGAUGAUGAUGAGCCAGAUGAAGAUGAUGAGCUAGACGAUGAUGAGCAGCAAAGCGAUGGGCAAGAAGAAACUGAGCAACAGGCAGUUGUGGGCACACUUCACGUGGUUAAGCAAGGCAUGCUGGAAUUUAACUCUUCCAACAUGGUAAUCACUUAUAAUGAAUAAACACAAUCGUCACAACAGCAAGAAUCAGCAACAAAAAAGACACAAACACUUCCUAUUAAGGCAGCUUUCGGAUACAAUAGUUGUGCUUUUAUUUGAUAUUGAAAAUUUCUAAAAUAGUGCCAGCCAAGAGUCUUGAGUGUUACAGAUCGAACUCACACACACACACACACAUACCUGUAAAAUGCAUUAAAGAUGCGACAUAGAAGAAGCCUCAAAUAAAAAGAAAAUGUUAAGCCAGUAACGCAAAA